Molecule: messenger RNA, 993 nt
Organism: Larimichthys crocea (large yellow croaker)
Lineage: Eukaryota; Metazoa; Chordata; Actinopteri; Sciaenidae
Product: disks large homolog 1-like
Exons: 10
Biological process (GO): embryo development; regulation of postsynaptic membrane neurotransmitter receptor levels; cell-cell adhesion
Cellular component (GO): postsynaptic density membrane; neuron projection; basolateral plasma membrane
Molecular function (GO): protein kinase binding; ionotropic glutamate receptor binding
Source: RefSeq, a predicted model, not a curated record
CCUCCAUCUGCCUGCAGAGCAUUGUUCGACUACGAUGGAAGUGCAUCGGAUCUGACCACACCCAAUCAGGCCCUGCCAUUUCAUUUUGGAGAUAUCCUCCACGUGAGCAGCGCUGGCGAAGAGGAGUGGUGGCCUGCCCGUCACCUCAGCCCGCCGCCUCAAAACUGCCCUGAAGUUGGUGUCAUCCCCAGCCGCAGGAGGGCAGAGAAGAAGGAGAGGUUGAGGUUAAAGACGGUCAGAGUGACGAGGUCUCAGGACAGAUCGGAUCAAGAUGAUAAAGAGCUGGUAACCUCUGGCACCAGCGAUAGUGAGAGUUGUUCCUCUGGCCAGGAAGAGACACUCCUCACCUACCAACCUGUCAUGCAGCAGGAAGUUAAUUAUACACGGCCAGUCAUCGUGCUUGGACCAAUGAAAGAUCGGGUCAACGAUGACCUCAUCUCUGAGUUCUCUGACAAGUUUGGAUCCUGCGUCCCACACACAACACGGCCACGACGAGACUACGAGGUGGACGGCAGAGAUUACCACUUUAUGUCCUCCAGAGAGCUCAUGGAGCGAGAGAUUCAGGAACACAAGUUCAUUGAGGCUGGACAAUAUAACAACCAUUUGUAUGGAACCAGCAUACAGUCUGUGAGAGAAGUUGCUGACAAGGGUAAACACUGUAUACUGGAUGUGUCGGGGAAUGCAAUAAAGCGUCUCCAGCUGGCCGGACUCCAUCCCAUUGCAAUCUUCAUUAGACCACGCAACAUCGACAACAUCCUAGAGAUCAACAAGCGUUUCACCGAGGAACAGGCGAGGAAGACCUUCGACAGAGCUGUCAAACUGGAGCAGGAGUUCACAGAGUAUUUCACCGCUAUAGUCCAUGGCUCGUCUCUAGAGGAGGUGUAUUCACAGGUGAAACAGGUCAUUGAGGAGCAGUCUGGUCCUUACAUCUGGGUGCCCACCAAGGAGCGACUCUGAAGAAUACAGACAUAUACGACAUGAUCACACACAUCA